This is a messenger RNA of Biomphalaria glabrata, 1893 nucleotides long. RefSeq lists its product as uncharacterized. The record is from RefSeq and is a predicted model, not a curated record. The transcript is spliced from 6 exons. The coding region runs from base 510 to 1265 and encodes 251 amino acids. Lineage: Eukaryota; Metazoa; Mollusca; Gastropoda; Planorbidae.
ACAGUCGCCCUCCAGGAUACAGUCGCCCUCCAGGAUACAGUGCCAAGGAACUCCUUUUCGUUUCUAAACAAAUGUUUAUAUUUAGUGACAAGUUUUCCGAUGUUUAAAUACGUUCAACUCCCAUCGAUCGUUAUCUUUGUGAGUAUAAAACUUCUAUUCAACGGUGUAAGCCAAUUAGAGUGUUGUUUUUUUGUGUAAAACUCUUCAAAGUAAAAGAUUUGCUACCUAGAAGUUUGGUGUUUUUCUAAGUGCCAUGGAUCUCCGUCAGACAAUCCUGCUCAGUAUACUGAGUGCAUUAGUUUCUUAAUGUUUUCUUGAGUUGAGGGGUCCCAAACGGAGGAUGCAUAUUCUAUUAUUGGCCUAACCAAGUUAGGGUCUCGUUACAGCAGGGCAUCAUAGUAUCGUCAACAGUAGCGAAAUCCAACUGGACAGUUGGAGAUACAGUUACCUUCACCUGUGAAGUGGUCAAGUUUGAGCAGCCCGCUCCUUCACCUCUGUUUUUCACUUUCAUGACCGUGGCGCGACAGACUUGGAAGGAUUCAGAGUUCUCAAAGCUUGUGUCAUUAGAGCCGCAGAAGUCCAGUAGCCUCCCCAAAUUGACCACGUUUUUUCCACCUUCCAAGCGAUGGAUGGCUACAUACGAGACUGUGGAGAAAUAUUUAGACAAAGCAUCCACCAAACUCAUCCUAACAUUAACAGAUUUUCAGUGCGAAGAUAUUGGAUCUUAUAAGUGCAUAGUAGCAGUUAGUAAUCAAACAGACUUGUAUGACAGGACGGGUCACAAUCUGACGACCACAGCUCCGAUAACUCUUGACCUACAAUUGACCCCGCACAACGGAAACGAAGAAUUCGCAUCAAUAAACGCAGUAGGAGAUAAUAUUACAUUGCGGUGCAGUGUUACAGGACCUCCAGACAUAAAGAUUAGUUGGAAAUUCGCAAAAUAUCCUCCAGAUGAAAUAGCCUAUCCAGAAAACGAUGUUGUGUUUUACCCUGAAACACAAUCAAAUAGUACAUCAGGCUGCGCCACCAGAUCCUAUACCUCUGUGCUUGCAAAAACUGUUGAGGCCAACGACGACGGAACCAGGUACUAUUGCAUCGUGUCGGACCUACUGGGCAAGGAACUAGCUAGAAAACAAUUCACUAUUUGGUUUCAAGAACAAAAUCCCAAUAACAACUACAAGAAUGGUGUGAAUGUCUUAAAUAUGCAACAAAGUUUAACCUUUCUCUUAUUUGUUUGUAUCCUAAAAACAUUUCUAACUGACUAAAAUGUUGCUGGAAAUGUUUUUAAUUGUAUUAGAGUAAUUGUUGUUAAAUUGUGCAGAUGAAAUGCUUUUCUUUUCAAUUGAAACAAGGCACGUUACAUGGUGCGCAGCAAGUGUGGUGCGGUUAGGUGCGGACUGUACCUGGCAUGGGCUGGUUAGAGGCAUCAAACGUUCUCCUAGUAUUUAGACGCGCUGCAUUGUGCGCACUUACAGUGAAUACACGUAAGAAAUUCUUAGCAACUAGCUAGAAGGGGAACGAUAACAUCAUUCUAAGCUUGGCAUAAAGAAUGUGCUCAAAUCUGUGGAUAGAAGCUCAUCGAUGUGCGUUAUGGUGUGUGUGUGUGUGUUAGCGCAAGAAGUAAAAGCCAGGUGGAAAGGGGAGCAGAUGUUUGGUUGUGAAGGCUGAGCAGUUUCUGAUGAAACCACGAAGUGGUCUGGCGUAAUUGAAGUAAGUUACAAUUGGCGAUGUGAAAGUGGAUGGGUAGACUGAACGAGAGACAGAAGGAACGUGUAUUUUUUGUGGUGAGUGGGUUCUUGUUUAAAUAUCAUUUCAUUUUCACUAGCUCUAUGUCACUUUCUAGUCGAAUCUAUGUAUAUUUAUAAAUAAACGUUAUAUAUAUAUCUUUUAAAA